This is a messenger RNA of Fomitopsis serialis, 957 nucleotides long. Its product is annotated as NRDE protein-domain-containing protein. NCBI's taxonomy places the organism in Eukaryota, Fungi, Basidiomycota, Agaricomycetes, Polyporales, Fomitopsidaceae. The transcript is spliced from 4 exons. Bases 1 to 957 code for a protein of 318 amino acids. Gene Ontology annotation, biological process: protein secretion; Golgi organization. Gene Ontology annotation, cellular component: Golgi apparatus. The record is from RefSeq and is a predicted model, not a curated record.
AUGUGUGUCGCAUUUUGGUCCCUGGAACAUCCUGCAUAUGCCCUAAUCCUAUGCAGCAACCGAGACGAAUACCUGUCCCGGCCGACGGCGAAUGCACAUUUCCAUACCUUUGAACCCAUUGGUCGCGCCGAAGACCUGGAUGGGAAAGUCUUAUCUGGGAGAGACCUCCUCGCCGGAGGGACCUGGGCGGGGUUGAAUCGCUCUGGAAGAGUCGCGAUACUGACCAACAUCACGGAACCUCCAAGGAAGUACGCGUCCAGCCGGGGCGAGCUGGCGUCGUCUUUCCUACUCCCGAAGACGCCAACAGCACCCCUGCGCGAUGAGGUCGAUAAGCUCGUCGCUGAGAACGGCAGGUUCGCUGGGUUUAAUCUGCUCCUCCUCGCCCCCCGGCUAGAACACCCCGAAGGCUGGCGCAAGCUGCACUUCGACUCAGCGUUCGUGACAAAUACUGGCGGGGGCGGCAGGAUAACCGCGCGCGGCCUCACGGAUGCCGAAAUGCGGUGCGGGGGACUGUCCAAUGGCAUCGACUGUGCGGGCGCGAGCGACUGGCCAAAGGUGAAGAAGGGAACACAAGCGCUGCAAGAUGUGCUCGAGACCGCCGCAGAAGGCAUCAGCGACGCCGAGCUUUCGGAGCGUUUAUUCCAACUUCUGACGGAUUUCACCGAAAGCUGGACCAGCGAUCCUGCACCCGCAGAUCGAGCCGCUCUCCGCAAUACAAUCCAGGUAGACCCUAUCCUUGUGCAAGUGACCCAGUCACCGGAUCACAAGCAGUAUUACGGCACUCGCCUUUCCACCGUGUUGCUUGUCCGCAGAGAUGGGAGCGUCUGUUUCGUAGAACGAGACGUCUGGAUGCUGGAUACAAAUGGGGAUGUUGUGAAGGCAGAUGCCAAGAGCCAGCGUAUCUUCCAGUUUCAAAUUGAUCUGAACAGUAUUAGUAGCGCCGAACGCACACACUAG